AUGAGUUGGGGAUGGGUUGGGGUAAAGAGAUCAUCAGCAGGUUCACUACUGACCUCAAACACAAAGUCAAAGUUUUACACUGACUCCAACGGUCGUCAGAUGUUGGAGAGAGUUCGAAAUUACCGACCGACGUGGAAGUACAAUAACACAGAGCCAGUCACCGGCAAACUACUACCCGUGGACAGCCGCAUCUUCAUCAAGGAUGAGGAUCGUGGGGUUCAGUUCACGGUCAUGAAUGACAGAGCUCAGGGUGGGUCUUCUCUCAACGAUGGACAACUGGAGCUCAUGGUGGAGGAAGAGAGGCCAACAGAGAAGCUGUCUCCUCCGUUCACCAUUGUGCUAAAGCCAAUGGAAAUCCGCACCUUCAACAUCACCGUUACCUACUACUGAUGACUUUCACUGUCAGUAUUGUGGUUAUUGGAACUUUGUAGUGACUGAACUUCGUAAGCACCCUGUAUACAUGUAUGCAUGGUAUAGUAAUGAGAUUUUCUGUAGUAUGUUUGUUGUCCAUCUAGUAGAGAAAUGCGAUUUGUUGUCCAUCUAGUAGAGAAA
Geodia barretti is the source of this 552-nucleotide messenger RNA. The record is from the annotation of a GenBank genome assembly. NCBI's taxonomy places the organism in Eukaryota, Metazoa, Porifera, Demospongiae, Tetractinellida, Geodiidae.